Laetiporus sulphureus 93-53 is the source of this 1694-nucleotide messenger RNA. RefSeq lists its product as uncharacterized. The transcript has 5 exons. Gene Ontology annotation, molecular function: ubiquitin conjugating enzyme binding; ubiquitin protein ligase activity. Gene Ontology annotation, cellular component: ubiquitin ligase complex; cytoplasm. The coding region runs from base 359 to 1546 and encodes 395 amino acids. Gene Ontology annotation, biological process: ubiquitin-dependent protein catabolic process; positive regulation of proteasomal ubiquitin-dependent protein catabolic process; protein polyubiquitination. The record is from RefSeq and is a predicted model, not a curated record. Lineage: Eukaryota; Fungi; Basidiomycota; Agaricomycetes; Polyporales; Laetiporaceae.
ACAAUGUGAUUCAACAAUCAAACUAUGCAACGUGGGCAAAACGUCUGCGGCGAAUCUCGAGCAACUAUGGAAGUUGUCAUAACAUACAUACCACACUCAACGCAACUACUUCUAAUUGAGAUAUAUAGGGGAGCACAUGGCGGAAGGUGCAUUCCUCGGCACACGCUAGAGCGUUUACCCAGUGAUAUAUGAUAGUGCUCUUGCCAUCAUUGGCGAGCACACUUCUAGUAGGAUCCGCGCGGCGUUGUCGGUCCAAGAGAGCCCGAGCCGGACACCCUAUCCAACGUCGAGGUAUAUGAGCCGUUGAUUUCUCUUCGGAUACCUUGUCCCUUCCCCGUCAGUGGCGACAUUCACAGCCAUGAUUGAGGAGGGCGAGGACCCAACUGCACCUGAUGAUGAUCUGACGACCAUCCUUGCCAUGAUUGCGGAACUCUGCCUUGACGACAUCGACAAUAUCGAGUCCGCCCAUAAGGGCAAGGGCAAGGCCAGUACGACCCCCACCGACGAAGAGAUCGCCCUUCAACUUCUCGCUGAAGAUGCUCGGUCGCUCCUAGCUGUGUCUAAGGACGCGGCAUUUGCGCGCAGCGUUGACAAAGCUCUAGAAGCGGACCAUGCGCUCAUCGAAGAACUCGUACGAAUGGAAGCAACAGCACGCCACGAUAGGGAGCAUGCGUUUGCUCUUCAUCGCGGGAGGCUUCUGACUGAAAGGCAGGCUGCAACUGAGUUUACGCGUCGACGGCAACACCCAAGGGAUCAGAUUGAGGACGUCGAGAUCCGUGCCCCCUGCGGCCAUUACUGGGGUGCGGACUGUCUCGUGGAGCUUUUUCGGGCUGCGACGACGGACGAAUCGUUGUUUCCUCCGCGAUGCUGUCAGCAGCCAUUCAUCGUGAGCGAAGUCGAACCUCACCUUGGCCCAGAACUAUCCGCACUAUUCAACAAGAAAGCAAUCGAGUUUAAUACAGCGGAUCGGGUAUAUUGCCAUCAGCCUACGUGCUCUUCGUUCAUUGGCGCAGCAACGUCUGUUGCCUCCAUCCAUGGCUGCACGUGCUGGGAGCAAGCAUGCGGUCGUUGCAAAGAAGUGGCACACCCUGCGAGCUUUUGCUCUGUUGACGACACUCCCAUUCUCGCUCUCGCUGAGAAAGAAGGAUGGAAGCGUUGCCCCGGAUGCCGCCACCUCGUGGAGCUAACUCAAGGCUGCUAUCAUAUGACGUUCCGGUGCAGGAGACAGUUCUGCUAUGUUUGCACAGAGACAUGGAAGACAUGCAACUGCCCACAGUGGGACGAGGCACGAUUGUUGACGACGGCAGAGGAUCGGGUUCAAAGAGAGCUUCCUGCGGGCCCGCCGCCUGCUCCAGCGCAGUACAGACGGAUGGUAGCGCAUGCGGCAGAGCGCCUGCGUGUUGACCAUGAUUGCCAACACGUUUGGAGGUAUCGGCCUGGAGGUGGCCAAUGCGAGCAGUGCUCCCACUAUUUGGGCGUGUUCUUGCUGAGCUGUCGGCAUUGUCGUCUGAACGUGUGCGUGCGAUGUCGCCGCAACAGGUUGUAAUGCAAAUGUGUUGCGUCUGUCUCUGAUCUGGCCCGAAUGUCGUAGAUUUUGAUGCCAAAGGGCACGUUCGCGUGUGUUGUAUACCUAGAGAGCUUGUUCCGAACGUCAAAGACAUGUACGCUCGAGCAAUUCACUCAUUUCAGAUAAG